UGUUGUCCAGGACAGGCAUCAUUCUGCAGCAGCUCCCCAGAGUAUUCACAACAGAACAUUCAAACUGGGACGUGAAGUGCUUCUCUUCUUUGUUACAAAUUGAAAUUGCAAACUAACUAAACAAACUUCAAUGCAGGACAGCAGAAGUUUGCUCAGAGGCACCAGUAUGGACCCUUUAUAUCAUGGAAUUACAGCAAUGAGGAGAGGAAGCUGUGAUGAUGCGACAUCUUCACUGCAGCCUCACCUGAGACACUUGGCUCAGCGACGGCGGUCUGCUCCAUCUCUGAUCUUUGAGAAAGCUUUGGGGAUUCCAUGGUCUCCCAUCAGGGAGGAGGUUCCCUGCUGUGUGUCUGUGGAACAGAGUCCAUUUGUACUCGGUCUCACCAGUGAGAACGGAGAGCUGUUGCUAGAUGAGUGCGUCCAAGUCACAGAGGGCACAAAGACCAGGAAGAGACACCUGUUCCUCUUCAGCAAUGUUAUUGUCUUCACUAAACUCAAGUCAACUGCCAGCUAUCGUCUGAAGCACAGAGUGAACCUUGAGGACGUCUGGCUUUACAGUUUUGAGGACGACCUGGAGGAAGAAGGUGGAACAAUGGGGGAUAUUGACCUCAGGCUGACUCUUAUCCUGGCCUGGGAUGUCACUUUUUGUCUGGUGUGUUUUCGCUGGCCUGAUGUGAAAGACCGCUGGUUAGAUACUCUUCAGAGAAAGAUUCAAGGUGCAAAAGUGAGGGCUGGCUGUGCUUCUUCAUCUCCAGACGUACUCAUGAAGGUGUUGAGUGGCAGCAUUGCAACAAAAACUCUAACCGGAGGUGGCAUGGAACAAAUUAUUCGGUUUCCACCUGAUGGUGAUGCAAAGAUCUCUGCUCUGUCAAAGCAGUUUAAUAAUCAAGAGGACAAGCUGACACAGCCCACUGAAACCAAGUGGAGCCUAGUGAGGAGGCUUGGAAAGGGCUCGAGUUUCAAGAGUAAAACACGCCGAACAGAAACUGACACUAAACCUCAGCUGUUUGGACAGCCCCUCUUGAAGAUAUGCCCAGGUGACUGCUCUCUUCCCAAACCUGUCACAGACCUGCUGAUGUUGCUUAGGAGGAGAGGUCCAUCCACAGAGGGGGUGUUUCGGAAGCCAUGCAGCAGCAAGCACAUGAAAGACGUCAGAGAGCAGCUCAACAGAGGCAUGGAGGUGGACCUCGAGAGUCAGUCAGUCGUUCUCCUCGUUGGACUGCUCAAAAGUUUUCUGAAGGAACUUCCUGGCAGCUUGCUGGUUUCGGAACUUUAUGACAAGUGGAUGAUGGCUCUAGACAAUGAAGACACCAAGCAGAGAGCUCUGGAAAUCAUAAAAGUAUUAGAUUAUCUCCCAGGGCCCAACAAACUCCUCCUGCAACAUCUAUUGUGUGUCCUCCAUCACAUCCUUGAGAACGCAGACAUCAACAAGAUGGAUGCUUACAAUCUGGCAGUAUGUAUUGGCCCCACGCUUCUGCAGCUGGAUGACACCCCACUGGAUGAGCAGAAGGAAAAGAUGAAGAAGGCAACAGAGUUAACUCAGUACCUGAUUGAGAACUGUGAGAUUCUUGGAGGGAAUAUCCCAAGUUUGCUGGACAUUGACGAAGACUCCUUGUCCUCCCAGCAUCAUGACUCUGCAUAUGACAGCACCGAUCCAGACGGAGAUGGAGAGGCAGGAGAGAAAAUCAGAUCCACACUUGAAGAGCAUGGCUCAUCUUCAUCAUCUUUCUCACUUAGUCCCAGCACAGCCACCGCCUCAUGGCCAUCUGAAGCCAUCUUCAUCACAAAACCAGAAUUCAACCGCCGCUGUUCUGAGCCCAUAAUCCUCCUCUCAGCUGAUCUUCAGAGUCUGUGCAGCCAUGCAAGGAGCCAUGAUGACUGCUCUGUGGAGAGGAAGAACUUUGAUGAGCAGCCUCUGAAAAAGCAGAUCUCUGAUGAUUCCUUCUUGCUCAGAGGUCGAGGUGGAGCCAAGUCAGUUCUGUCUUUUCCAAGAAUGAGCAGCAGCUCCAACAUGGAUCCGCCACCGUACAUGGGCAAGAACUGCUCUAGCUCUUCUCUGGAGAGCGCUGCCUCUAACCAAUCAGAGGGCUCAGUUUUCACCAGUUCCCCACUGGGGUCACCACGAUGCCACAGGAGAGCUAAUGCCACCAACCAGAUAUCAGUGGUUACAAAAGCUCAGCAGGACAUUGCCAGACCAAUUUCAAAUGAAAGGAAGCACUCGCAGUCUAUGAGAGUAGCCCCUAAAGUCCUAAUGAGAACCAGAAGCUUGGGAGCCUUUAGCAGGAGUAGCCAGAAGAAAAACUCUCAGAAGGAAAACUCCUUCCCUUGUGCAACACUCAAGGAGGACUCACGGAUUGAAGAAGAUGCACCAGCCGACCUUCUUCACAGAUCACGUCCUCUCUCUGCAAUUGAAGUUUUUAAGCAACUGGACAGUCGGCUGCCCUGCAGGCCUCCAUCAUAUGAGCAGGCGGUCCAGGAUGUGGGUGUUCUCCCACAGUAUCAGUCAAUGACAGUACAAGAUGCCCUAAACCUGGAGAGAAGGUCCCGCCCAUCCUCUGUUAAUUAUGACUUUCCAUCUACCUUCCCUGUCAGUCAGUACAUCCACAAUGAGGACUGUUUUGCUCAAGCCACACAGGAUAAAGCUGAUGUUGUCAAGCAACGGCGGCCUUUUCGCCAGAGAGCUAUGUCUGAGUCUGUAUCUGCAGGCCAUCAUGAAGUCAUAUCGCGGAGGUGUAGCCAGCCUGUGUUUGAGGAAUUUAAUUAUGCCAAGGAGUCUUAUGUUUGACUGACUUUAAAGCAGUUUUGCAGAAUGGAUAUUAGUUGCACAAACCUUAACAAAGGUUGGACGAAGUGGACAAAGCUCAAAAGGCCAAAAGUCAGAAUCUAUAUUAACAACAAGCAAGCUUCUGUUUUAUGCUUUCAUUCAAAUUCAAAAUUCAGAAGGCUAGCCAGACUUCCUUUCUUGCAGACAGUGUUUGAUGUGACUUGAAUGCAUGAUUUCUUUCAGCAGCAAGAGUGCUUGGCCCCAUUCCUUAAGGAAUGUUCAUAGGUUUUUGACUCUGCUCACCGAGUAGGUCUGUUUCAAAAGAAUGUUUGUAGACUUUCAUAAAGCCCAGUCUUUGAUUUUUUUUUUUUUUUUUUACUGUUUAGCUUUAAAUGACUGUCAGUUAAAUGCCACCUAGAUGGUUGCAGAUUCUCAGUAGUGCUAUUAAGAGUACAAAUAUUAAUUUAUAUGAAGGUAUCAUGGUAGAUACUUCAUCUAUCACAGUGAAGCUAUGAACAAGCAGUUCGCUGUGGAUAAAAUAUGCUAAGUUUCAGUGGGGGUUUUUUUGUUGGCAUGAUGAUAUGUACAGUAUAGGAUGUUUAAACAUGUUUUUUUGUUUUGCUUUGCUAUGUUUUUUUUGUUUUGUUUUGUUUCUUGUGUACAAAGUUUAGCUUGCAUGGUCAUCUUUUUCCACUACAUGAAAGCACUUUUCUGAACUAUGCCUUUCUUGGAUGCUAAAAUGUAAAUUAAGUGAUAUAGCAAUA
Messenger RNA from Acanthochromis polyacanthus (spiny chromis), 3528 nucleotides. It is a transcript of the gene tagapb, whose product is annotated as T cell activation RhoGTPase activating protein b. NCBI's taxonomy places the organism in Eukaryota, Metazoa, Chordata, Actinopteri, Pomacentridae. Gene Ontology annotation, biological process: regulation of Rho protein signal transduction; signal transduction. The record is from RefSeq and is a predicted model, not a curated record. Bases 131 to 2785 code for a protein of 884 amino acids. The transcript has 14 exons. Gene Ontology annotation, molecular function: GTPase activator activity.